Messenger RNA from Ruditapes philippinarum (Manila clam), 733 nucleotides. RefSeq names its product peptidyl-prolyl cis-trans isomerase FKBP2-like. Gene Ontology annotation, biological process: protein peptidyl-prolyl isomerization. Lineage: Eukaryota; Metazoa; Mollusca; Bivalvia; Venerida; Veneridae. The record is from RefSeq and is a predicted model, not a curated record. Gene Ontology annotation, molecular function: peptidyl-prolyl cis-trans isomerase activity. Bases 131 to 565 code for a protein of 144 amino acids. The transcript has 5 exons.
GUCUGUAGAUCUCAAGCGAUUUUCACAGCAGCGUAAUUUUCACGCUACGUGUCCUGCACGGUCCCUGCAUCCGCAUCCGAAACGAAACUUGAUCAAGAACUUGUAGUGCAGCCAUUCUAAAGGGUAAAAAAUGAAGUAUACCAUGAUUUGCAUCAGUUUGGUGUUGGCAGCAGUGAUUUGGACCUCACAUUGUGAUGAUGAUGAUGACAAGAAACCAAAGAAACUACAGAUAGGGAUCCAAAAACGAGCAGAAAGCUGUCCUAUGAAAUCCCGUAAGGGAGAUACACUUCAUAUGCAAUACAAAGGUACCUUGCACGAGACUGGAGAGGAAUUUGACAGCAGUUAUAGCAGGAACCAACCUUUUAUAUUCACCCUUGGAACUGGUCAGGUUAUCAAGGGUUGGGAUCAAGGACUUUUAGGAAUGUGUGAAGGUGAGAAAAGAAAGCUUGUUGUACCAGCAGAUAUGGGCUAUGGUGCUAGAGGUGCUCCACCAAAGAUCCCAGCCAAUGCAGCACUUGUGUUUGAAGUGGUUUUGGAUAAGAUUGUGAGACAUGGAGAUUUGUAACAUCUAGUUACUAUUAGGCCUAGUUUUGUUACUCUUUAACUAUCACAGUGCAUUGUCUUAUUUUGUCUUUUCACAUUUUUUGUCAUAUAUUUUGUCAUGUCUUUUUUCUAGAUGCAUAAAUAUGUCCUUCAGAUUUUUUUUAUCUGGCACAAAUUAAACUUCAGACAC